Messenger RNA from Pleurotus ostreatus (oyster mushroom), 585 nucleotides. RefSeq names its product Rho GTPase protein rac1 (gene RAC1). The record is from RefSeq and is a predicted model, not a curated record. Gene Ontology annotation, biological process: small GTPase-mediated signal transduction; regulation of actin cytoskeleton organization; actin filament organization. The coding region runs from base 1 to 585 and encodes 194 amino acids. The transcript is spliced from 8 exons. Lineage: Eukaryota; Fungi; Basidiomycota; Agaricomycetes; Agaricales; Pleurotaceae. Gene Ontology annotation, molecular function: GTPase activity; protein kinase binding; GTP binding. Gene Ontology annotation, cellular component: cell projection; plasma membrane; cytoskeleton.
AUGCAGGCCAUUAAAUGUGUGGUGGUGGGCGAUGGUGCCGUUGGGAAGACGUGUCUGCUCAUAUCGUAUACGACAAACGCUUUCCCCGGAGAAUAUAUCCCGACGGUGUUUGAUAAUUACUCCGCUAAUGUGAUGGUGGAUGGCAAGACCAUCUCGCUAGGGUUAUGGGAUACCGCCGGUCAAGAGGAUUACGAUCGCCUUAGACCCCUCUCCUACCCUCAAACGGACGUCUUCUUGAUCUGCUUCUCCCUCGUCAGCCCACCGAGUUACGAGAACGUCCGAACCAAGUGGUACCCUGAGAUAUCUCACCACGCGCCUCAAACAUCUAUUGUGCUUGUGGGCACUAAAUUGGAUUUGCGUGAAGACCAGACAACGAUUGAGAAGUUAAGGGACCGUCGCAUGGCCCCCAUCCAAUAUUCGCAGGGUGUGGCAAUGUCUAAGGACAUCGGUGCCGUGAAGUAUCUCGAAUGCUCGGCAUUGACGCAGAAGGGAUUGAAGACCGUGUUCGAUGAAGCUAUCAGGGCCGUCUUGAACCCUCCCCCUAAGAAGGAGCCAAGGAGAUCAAAGGGCUGUAUUAUUGCAUGA